AUGUUGAAUUUUCUCUAUAAUGCUGUUCACCAUUGUACUUCUUGUUGUACCAUUAGGGCCCCUCAGAAAUUUCACACUGUUGAAACCCACCUAGCGUUUUUAUGGUUCAAAUCUGUUAGAUACAUUUCAAGCACUUCAAAUCAACACUCAUUCAAGGUCUCAUACCUCAUAAACUCAUGUGGGUUCUCACUGGAAACUGCUCUAACAGUCUCCGAAAAUGUUAAUUUUGAAACCCCCGAUAGAGCUGACUUGGUUAUUAGCAUUUUCAAGAAAUAUGGUUUCUCACAAACCCAAAUCUCAAAUAUCAUCAGAGCAUUCCCUACUGUGCUGCUAUCAAAUCCUCACAAGACCCUUCUGCCCAAAUUGGAGUUUUUCCAGUCCAAAGCCUUUACGAGCUCUGACAUUGCUAUAGUCUUAUCUAGAAAUCCACAAAUAUUGCGACGAAGCUUGAAAAACUACAUAAUCCCAUCUUUUUCUUUCCUUAAGAAUUUUUUUGGAACCAAUGAGGACAUUAUUAACGCGAUUAUACGUUUUUGGGUUAUUCCCGUGGGUAGAUUUAACAAUUGUGUGCUUCCAAAUGUCAAUCUUCUGCGAGAAAUUGGAGUUCCUGAAUCGCAUAUAAGUUCCUUACUUAAACAGAAGCAUAGUGCUGCUGUGACAAAUCCAGUUCGAUUUAAAGAGAUUGUGGAGAAAGUCAAGGAAAUGGGAUUCAAUCCUUUGAAGAUUUCUUUUAUUCAAGCUGUUUUUGCAAUGGUGGGAAUGAAUAAAUCCACAUGGGAGAGGAAGGUCAACGUUUAUAAGAGGUGGGAUUUGUCUCAAGAAGAGAUUCUUGCAGCAUUCAGAAAGUGCCCCAGCUGUAUUAUCGCAUCUGAGGAUAAGAUUAUGCAGGUUAUGGAUUUUUACGUCAACAAGAUGGGUUUCGAGACUUCCUUUAUUGUCAAUCGCCCGAUACUCAUUAUUUAUAGCUUGGAGAAGCGGCUUAUUCCAAGGGCUUCGGUUAUUGAAGUUUUGCAAUCAAAAGGUUUGAUCAAGAAGAAUAUACACUUAGCUAGAGUGUUUAGUUCUUCUGAGAACUCAUUCCUUCAGAAGUUUGUGACACCAUAUAUGGACAAGGUGUCUGACCUGUUGAAGCUAUACAAGGGAAAAUUGGAUUUUUCAAAGAUGACUACAAAAUAG
Quercus robur (English oak) is the source of this 1176-nucleotide messenger RNA. Its product is annotated as transcription termination factor MTERF15, mitochondrial-like. The coding region runs from base 1 to 1176 and encodes 391 amino acids. Lineage: Eukaryota; Viridiplantae; Streptophyta; Magnoliopsida; Fagales; Fagaceae. The record is from RefSeq and is a predicted model, not a curated record. Gene Ontology annotation, molecular function: double-stranded DNA binding. Gene Ontology annotation, cellular component: chloroplast. The transcript has a single exon. Gene Ontology annotation, biological process: regulation of DNA-templated transcription; chloroplast organization.